AUGUCCUCGUCCCCGGCCCGGGCCCCAGCCCCGAUAGACCGGAUACCGCGCGGGUUCAGCCAGACGUCCUCGGCUCGCUCGUCUGUUUCUGAUGACGCGGCGCUGGCCUGGGCAGGCCCGGGACUAGGGGCGGCGGUAGGGGGGGCGCCGCCGUCACCGUCGCCGAGACCAGCGGCUGCGCGCCGCCUCUCGGCGCGGCCCGGCAGCACGGGGUAUUCGCUCCGCCGGCGGUCGCACCAGCCCGACGCCGCGGGCCCCGAACAGGGAUUCUUCGCCAACGCGUUCCACACGGGCCUAGCUCUCGCGCUCAAGGCGUGGCAGCUGUUCCUUGGGCUGUCGCGGUGGCAGCAGGUGCUCGUGCUUAUUGGCGGCGCCGCGGUGGGCGUCAUGGGACUUGUCGCGCUCGUCUUCAGCCACCGCAUCUUCGCGGCGCUGGGGCCGGUGGCGGAGAAGUGGCGGGCGCUACCCGGCGGGCGGCUGAUCGUGUGGCUGCUGUGCUUUUCGACGGCCUUCCCGCCCGUUAUCGGCUACUCGUCGACCGUGACCAUCGCCGGCUUCGUCUAUGACUUCCCCGGCGGUUGGCCCAUCGUGGCCACGGCCACCAUCGCCGGCUCGACGACCGCCUUCCUCACCAGCCGAGGCAUCUUCAGCGGUUACGUCAACCGCCUCGUCGGCGGCGACCGCCGCUUCGUCGCCCUCGGCCAGGUCCUCCGCCGCGACGGCGUCGGCGUCCUCGCCAUGAUCCGCCUCUGCCCCCUGCCCUACAGCCUGAGCAACGGCUUCUUAGCCACAGUGCCCAGCAUUAGGCCCCUAUCGUAUGCUCUAGCAACGGCCAUGACAACACCAAAGCUGCUCAUCCACGUCUUCAUCGGCAGCCGGCUCGCGCGCAUCGUCGAGAGCGGUGAUAAGAUGAGCGGCCGCGACCGCGCCAUCAACUACGCGAGUAUGGCCAUCGGCGCUCUGGUGGGCUUCGGCGUCGGGCUGAUCAUCUACCGGCGCACGAUGGCGCGGGCGGCCGAGCUGGCGCGCGAGGUGGGCGACGAGGAGGGUGGGCUGGGGGCGACCACGGCCAGCGAGACCGACGACGAGGAGAUGCUAGUGGGUCCGCGCCACCACAACGGCAGUGCCGAGUACGAUUACGAUGAAGAAGCCGAGGACGACGACGUCCACGGUGCCGAGAGCAGCAGACUCAUGAAGACGGGCGGCGCCCUGGCCCCGGGCACGGCCGAUGCCAUGGCCAAGGACGAGGACGCCGCCGCACUGAUGAUGGACGACGACGACAUCUCGCUGUGGGAGACGGAGGCCGGCGCCGGCUACCACGACGCCUGGGACGACGAGGCUCCUCCUGCUCCUCCUGCUCCUCCAGCCUCCGGCAUCGGCAACGGCAUCAAGAGAUGA
Molecule: messenger RNA, 1398 nt
Organism: Lasiosphaeria miniovina
Lineage: Eukaryota; Fungi; Ascomycota; Sordariomycetes; Sordariales; Lasiosphaeriaceae
Exons: 2
Coding region: 1-1398 (465 amino acids)
Biological process (GO): mitotic spindle elongation; vesicle-mediated transport
Cellular component (GO): Golgi membrane
Source: RefSeq, a predicted model, not a curated record